AUUUCGAUCUCCAUCAACCCUUACAUUCCUUAUGUCGCGUAUAUAAACAGUUGACCUUAAUUCGCCUUGUCUUGUCACCCUUCGCCGCCCGCUGUUUUUGUUCCCGUUCACGACCAUGUUUUCCGCUCACACCCUUGUCCAUCUACGUCCGACAGGUGGUAUGAAACCGGCGAAACGACCACAGUCAGCGCCAGGGUCGACGGACGCUGAAGACCAGUAUCACCUUCCCGCGACCAACGCACCCAUACUCUUACCCGCAGACUCGCCUUCUCGACCAGACUCCGCAGGAGAAGAGAGUUCACCCCGCCGCGCACGGCCCGCACAAAAGAGCCUCAGUUACGCUGCGUCGGAGUCGAACCUUAGGAGGGACAACACAGACUCUAGAAAGCCGCCCCGUCGGAUACGGAAGCUUCCCCCAUUACCAUUAGCUCCCGAGCCAACCACAUUCCCUACGUCGACGCCACAAACGCUACAAAUGUCCCAAUUUCCCCGCUCUCCACGCCCCUUACCCUCGCCACCCGCUUCAUCGUGUUCUGCGCAGGGGUUCCCCCCAGUGCCUCCGCCACGCUCAGCUUCCUUACCGCACUUCCGACUUCCUCGAGCUGAGCCAUCCGCACUGGCUAUUCCGGUGGGGUUUCCCAAGGAACCGCCCAGUCCAGGGUGCUUCAGCCCUACGACCCCAAUCACACCAGCGGUCACCGCUGAAGAAGCCAAAACGAAGAACUUUUCAAAGUUACGACGUUUUCUAGGCGAGAGCGUCCCUCCGGACUUGGUUCUGCGGCCACAUUCACGUGCAUCGUCCGCCACCUCCUCCGAGGCAAGUGACAGCACGCCCGAUCCGUUGCUCGUCACGCCGGAAGAAGUCGUCGACUCUUACGCCAAACGAAUGAGCCGGAAGUGGGUCCGGGAAAAGAAGGGACAGCGGUGGGUAGAGAGCGACUACCAAGAUGUUCUCAACGCAUUGCGCAAACUCUGAUUUGCCAUGGCUAGUAACUGGUUUCUCGUCAGAGCAUUGGGUUGACUGGUUAUUUCCCCAUUCUUCACGCUUGCCAGACACCGUUAUUUAUUUAUCCUUGCGACGCACCACUUGUAGACUCGGACUCCAUUCAUCCGCAGUACGCGCCACCUACUUUACGCCUAAUGUAGUCUUUAUCGUAUAUAAUCAUCACG
Gloeophyllum trabeum ATCC 11539 is the source of this 1170-nucleotide messenger RNA. RefSeq lists its product as uncharacterized. The record is from RefSeq and is a predicted model, not a curated record. The coding region runs from base 116 to 976 and encodes 286 amino acids. Lineage: Eukaryota; Fungi; Basidiomycota; Agaricomycetes; Gloeophyllales; Gloeophyllaceae. The transcript has 2 exons.